Messenger RNA from Ceratosolen solmsi marchali, 1080 nucleotides. Its product is annotated as poly(ADP-ribose) glycohydrolase ARH3. The record is from RefSeq and is a predicted model, not a curated record. Gene Ontology annotation, cellular component: mitochondrion; nucleus. NCBI's taxonomy places the organism in Eukaryota, Metazoa, Arthropoda, Insecta, Hymenoptera, Agaonidae. The coding region runs from base 7 to 1080 and encodes 357 amino acids. The transcript is spliced from 6 exons.
UAAAACAUGACUAAAAUUGAUAUCUCUUUAUUUGGAAAAAAAUUCCGUGGUUCGAUGCUUGGUGUUUUGACAGGCGACUGCUUAGGAAGUCCUUACGAAAAUGAAGAUUUGAGUUCUGGAUCAAAACUUGUGCUACAAAAUUCUUUUGAUAAGCUUGAAGGACCAAUUUUCAAAGCUCCAGUUAUACAAUACACAGAUGAUUCUGCUAUGAGUAAAUCAUUGGCAGAAUCUUUAAUUGAAAAAAAAGACCUUGAUUUAGUUGACUUAGUAAAAAGAUUUGUCAAGAACUAUUAUCAAGAGCCUUAUCGUGGAUACGGAUCUGGUGUUAUUAAAGUAUUUGAAAAACUUAGAAGAUCAAAGUUUUCAGAUAUUUUGUUACCUGCAAAAGAACAGUUUAACGGCCAAGGAUCGUUUGGAAAUGGAGCUGCUAUGAGAACUACACCCAUUGCUUUGUUUUGUUAUAAUAAUUAUAACAAUUUAAUAGAUAUGACAAAAAAACAAUCAUUAAUUACACAUACUCAUAAAAUAGGUAUAGAUGGUGCAAUUUUACAGGCUAUUGCCAUUCAGCAAAGUCUACAUAUACACCCUGAAGAUAAAUUUGAUGUUAUAAACUAUGUUGAUGAACUUGUGCAUAAAAUGAAUUUUAUAGAAGUUGACGAAGAAGGGUUAGAUCUUGAGGAAGUGCAGCCAUAUAAAAAUCAAUUAAAUAUAGUGAAAACUUUACUUUUGGAAGAAGGUGAUAAAGAACCAAUAUCUGAAAAAGUUAUUGAGCAACUAGGCAAUGAUAUUAGUGGUUUAAGAUCAGUGCCCACAGCAAUAUUUUGCUUUUUAAGAGCUCAAAGACCAAUUGAAGGAAUUAAAACAGAAAAUCCUUUUAGAAGGGCAAUUCAAUAUGCUAUAAGCCUUGGUGGAGAUACAGAUACUAUUGGAAGCAUGACUGGUGCAAUAGCUGGUGCUUUUUAUGGGGAUAAUAAUAUUCCUCCUAAUAUUUUGCAUCAUUGUGAAGCAUCUAGGAGCUUUUGUCAAAUGGCAGAUAAUUUAUUCCAAAUAGCAAAUGAAGUUGAAUGGAAUUCCUCUUAA